AUGUUCAGGUAUCGUGCACCAGAAAUCCUUCUUCGAUCCACCUCCUACAAUUCACCCAUCGAUAUUUGGGCCCUUGGCUGUAUAAUGGCAGAGCUGUAUAUGCUUCGUCCAUUGUUUCCAGGUACAAGUGAACUCGAUCAACUUUUCAAAAACGUCACUAUUUUUGGAACACCCAGUAAGGAGGACUGGCCCGAAGGAUACCAAUUAGCUACGGCGAUGAAUUUCCGUUUUCCACAAGCACCACCGGCACCAAUGGAGACGAUUGUGAACACUGCGGGUAAGGAUGGUAUGAAGCUGAUGAUGGAUAUGAUGAUGUGGAAUCCAGAGAAAAGGCCAAACGCAGCGCAGAGCCUCAAGUACAAGUACUUCCAAGUGAAUGAGAAAUUGGGAGCUCCUGUUAUGAGUCAACCUGCGCCAGGAAGUGUAAGAAAAACAAGUGCUGGCAGUACCCAGAGUGACAGCAAAGCUGUCAUCAGCAAGCAAAAGGUGGUCGCCAAGGAUUAUCACUGGAUCCGAAAAUGUUUCGCCCCAAGGAAAACCGAUUGA
Ostertagia ostertagi is the source of this 546-nucleotide messenger RNA. The record is from the annotation of a GenBank genome assembly. NCBI's taxonomy places the organism in Eukaryota, Metazoa, Nematoda, Chromadorea, Rhabditida, Trichostrongylidae.